This is a messenger RNA of Ciona intestinalis (vase tunicate), 2196 nucleotides long. NCBI's taxonomy places the organism in Eukaryota, Metazoa, Chordata, Ascidiacea, Phlebobranchia, Cionidae. The record is from RefSeq and is a predicted model, not a curated record.
AGUUUCCUAUAAGUUUGAAUAUAACUUUACAUACAUAUCCAUAUAAUGGAAAGUAAUGAAACCAACUCGAAGCCAAUGGACAAAGAUGAGAUGGAGGAAGUACUUCAUUAUAUGAGGGUGGUGCAUGCGUUUAAAGCAUAUAGAAGCUCUUGCCUUCGCCAGCUCGAACAGUGCGAGAAAAACUUUCGCUCGUUAUCAGUCGCGCAUCAGGAAAUGUUGCCCGAUCAUCUUUCUACGAUUGACGAAGCAAAAGUUUGCGUUGACGUAAACGCUGCGUUGAUUACUGAGAUUACAAACUACUGUGGGAAUAUGUUCGAAAAUAAAGAGUAUAGAGAGAUCAAGGAUUGCCACAUCCAGCCCACUUCGUUCGAUCUCGACAAAGUGAAAUCUACGUUGAAACAAAUUGUGAGGGAUUGGUCAGUAGAUGGCGCUGAGGAGCGUGACUUAUGUUAUCGACCAAUCAUAGAAGAGAUCUUGAAGCGGAAACCCCCUAAUACUGAUGAGUCCACAAGUGCAGCAACCAGUGUGAGUAUACUCGUCCCAGGAUGUGGGUUGGGCAGGCUGGCAUGGGAACUCGCAAACAGAGGUUACUUUUGUCAAGGGAAUGAGUUCAGUUUCUACAUGUUGUUUACCUCACAUUUUAUCAUAAACAGAACACAGGGCGACACAGCAGAUGAUUACCAUCAAUAUACCGUACAUCCAUGGAUAGAUAAGAGGUGUAACAACAUAUCAUGGAAGCAUGCCUUAAAAGGAGUGCAGUUUCCUGACAUAAACCCGGGGUGUCUCUCCUUUAAAAACCGAUUCUCGAUCGCUGCUGGAGAUUUUCUUGAAGUUUAUACCGAUGAAGCUGCAUGGGAUUGCGUGGCCACCUGCUACUUCAUAGACACUGCUCAUAACAUAAUAUCUUAUAUUGAACGAAUAUACCACAUACUUAAGCCAGGGGGUGUGUGGGUGAACCUGGGACCUCUUUUAUAUCAUUUCUAUGGUGUUUCUAAUGAAUCCUCUGUUGAGUUAUCUUAUGAAGAAGUUGUGGGGAUUGUGGAAAAAGUCGGGUUUCAAAUUAAGAAGUCAGAUUGGCUAAAAGGACAUUACACUCACAACCCUCAUUCCAUGCUACGGUAUGAAUAUACGUGCGCGUUUCUAGUCGCAGAAAAACCAUAAUUCCUCAAUUCAGUUGCUACAUAUGGUGUAUAAGUUUGUUUAUGACUUUACUGAUCCGCAAACAUGGAUUUGUUGGUCAGUUUAAAUUUAAACAUGACAUACUUACUUACUACUGAUAUCGCUUCAGAUGGCUUUAGUUUUCAAACCGAAACACUGCAAUUAAACAAUUGUAUCUUACAUAUGGGAUGUCAUUUGUAUAGAACUUGAAUGAAAUGCAUAAAACACUGGUUUUGGAUCAGUUAAAUUACAAACAGUACAGCUCAUAUAUAUAAUAUAUUGUCUUUAUGUCUGAUAUCACUAAAGAUGGUUUAGUUUUAAAACAAAAUGUUUUAAAUGAAGAAAAUUGUGCCAUAUAUGAUUAUAGUAUUUGCACUAAUCUUUUUUUGGUGUCAACAAAUAUGCAUGAAUGUGAAAUCAUUUUUGUUGUUUUACAAGUUUUAAUAGAUAAAUAUUGUGUAUUGCGUUUGUAAAACCAGCUGCUGGAAAUAUAAGUUAAAACAAAGCAAUUAAAUUUAUUGCAAUCUAGGUUUAAAAUCUUUUUUUUUGCAAUCUUGGUUUAAAAUGCCUCGCAACUACUGGAUUUUGUUACAGAAAACUUAAAAUAUUUAUCAAGUUUCUGGGACAAUAAGUUCAUUCAGAUAACAAAGCAAUUAAGUUUGUUGCAAUCUGGGUUUAAACUCAUAAAUAUCUCGUAACUACCAGAACGCUGUUCUAGUAAACUUAAAAUAUUUAUCGAGCUUUUGGAACAUCGUUUUAGCUGAAAUCCUGCCGAUAUGUUGUAACAAUAAUGUCAGUUCGAUGUAUUUUAUUAUAGUUGUUGUAACUCUUGUUAAACCUUUAUGAAUAUUUUAAAUCAAACUGUUUUUAAAAGUACAACCAAUCGAUUUGAAUUAGAAUUACUAUGCUGUUUCUAAUACAUGUUUGGGAGUCUAAAGAAAUUUCAUUAUAAACGUAGCAAGUUUUUGGUUUAUUUGGUUGUUUUUGAUACAUCAUCACUGUGUUGUUAAUGUAAUAAAGUGGUUAACCUGUUAAAAA